This is a messenger RNA of Neopelma chrysocephalum (saffron-crested tyrant-manakin), 765 nucleotides long. It is a transcript of the gene TMSB4X, whose product is annotated as thymosin beta 4 X-linked. Lineage: Eukaryota; Metazoa; Chordata; Aves; Passeriformes; Pipridae. The record is from RefSeq and is a predicted model, not a curated record. The transcript has 3 exons. Bases 204 to 338 code for a protein of 44 amino acids. Gene Ontology annotation, molecular function: actin monomer binding. Gene Ontology annotation, biological process: regulation of cell migration; actin filament organization. Gene Ontology annotation, cellular component: cytoplasm.
AGGGGAAAAAAAGAAAAGAGAGAGAGAGAGAGAAAGGCGGAAAGCGGCAAAAUGGGUAGCGGGUGACAUCACCGUCAUUUGCAUAGGCGCGGGGAUAAAACCGCCCCGCCAGCGAGCCCUCUUUAUACUGGCGUGAGGAUCGGCGGCAGCAGCGAGCGGCGGGCUGAGCAUCACCGCGCGGCGACACCGAGUCACCUGCCAACAUGUCCGACAAACCAGACAUGGCUGAGAUCGAGAAAUUUGACAAGUCCAAAUUGAAGAAGACAGAGACGCAAGAGAAAAACCCGCUGCCUUCAAAAGAAACAAUUGAACAGGAGAAGCAAGCGGGUGAAUCGUAAUGAAAUCUGCCCUUCCAAAUUAUGCACUGUACAUUCCACAAGCAUUGCCUUCUUAUUUUACUUCUUUUAGCUGUUUAACUUUGUAAGAUGCAAAGAGGUUGGAUAAAGUUUAAAAUGACUGUACUGCCCCUUUCACAUCAAAAGAAUAGAGAGAACUACUGACACUGAAUGAAGGCGCUGCCUUUCCCUCUGCCUGUCUGGCUUUGGUCCUGGUGGCAUGAAAGAGCUUGCAUGUUGAUGAAAGAAGAACUUGGGUGGGACUACAGUAAACUAGAGUAACACACGAGUAAAUGCAAAGCUGUACCAAGGUCCUGCGAUCUGUAAAAUGCAGUUAAUCGAGUGCCAUUUUUUUUUUUUGUUCAAAUGAUUUUAAUUAUUGGAAUGCACAAUUUUUUUAAUAUGCAAAUAAAAUGUUUUAAAACCUGGA